AGCGCGGCCGUGGCCCCCGAGCCGUCCGGCGGCGGAAUGUCUCAGGGGUUGCCGGGCGCGGGCCGCCUCAACGACCUGCCCGACCACUCGCCGCGGGUGCGCAGCGCCGUUGCCGAGUUGCGGCGGCGGGCGGAGGCAGAGCGCGAGUCUCCCGACCACUGCUGGCCGCAGCCCCUCACCGACGCCUUCCUGCUGAGAUUCCUGCGCGCCCGAGACUUCCACCUGGACCUGGCCUGGAGGUUACUGAAGAACUACCAGAAGUGGAGAAUUGAAUGCCCAGAAAUAAGUGCAGAUUUACGACCAGCUUCUGUUCUUGGACUUUUGCAUGCUGGUUAUCAUGGAGUCCUGAGAUCAAGGGACCCACAUGGAAGCAAAGUUCUAAUAUACAGAAUUGGACAGUGGGAUCCCAAGUUGUUUACAGUGUACGAUGUUUUUCGUGUGAGUCUCAUCACAUCUGAACUCAUUGUAAAGGAGAUUGAGACCCAGCGAAACGGAGUCAAGGCUAUCUUCGAUCUUCAAGGGUGGCGAUUUGCUCAUGCAUUUCAGAUCAGUCCAGCAGUGGCCAAGAAAAUUGCUGCUGUUCUCACAGAUUCCUUUCCGCUAAAAGUUCGAGGUAUCCACAUGAUUAAUGAGCCCUUAUUCUUCCACCCAGUCUUCACUCUUAUUAAGCCUUUUCUCACUGAAAAAAUAAAGGAACGGGUAUACAUGCAUGGAAAUAACUACAUGCAGAGUCUGACCGAACACUUUCCGGUCAGCAUUCUCCCACAGGAAUACGGGGGGGAGGAAGUCUCCAUGGAAGAGCUGGCCAAAGAGUGGACUGAUUUUAUAAUGGCAUCUGCAGAUUAUCUUCAGAGCAUUUCUCUGUUUGCUUAGGAAUAACCAUAUUACAUUAUUAAUAUCAAUUUUUGAAACACUGGAAGUGGAAAUAGGUAAUACAAAAUCUUUCAUAUAAACUUGAAAUUACUGUAAAUGAAACCAGUAUGUCUUUGCAGGGAACUGAGUAUUAUACUGACUGCACUUUUAUACUAACUGGAAUCUAUCAGUAUGUAUGUCUGAAGAGAUUAAUGAGUUCUGCAUAUUUACAAUACUGCUUGUAAUUGAUUAACUUGUAUGCCAAAAAGCUGAAUAACUGUUGGAUAUCAGAGACUGAUACUGCUCCUGUGAAGUCUUUGGAGACAACUCAUCUAGUAAUGCAGUCCAGAACCUUUUCCUUAGCUCUUGUAUCUUCGCUUGUCAAAUAAGAUACAAAAAAGAGCAAAACGGGAAUGGAGCAGACUUGUCUGUUGUGGAAACAUGACUGCAGGACUAAUACAAAGAGUUAAAAGAGGCUGCUUUGGGGAUUGUUUCUCAGGGAAAAAGGCUGUUUUGUUAGUUUGUGUCAAAUUGAAAAUGAUUCAGCAAUAGUGACACAUUUGUAUUAAUCUUUAUGCUGCUAGUACAGCAUCCUUUUUAGUGCUAAUGGACACAGUAAUCUUCCAGCUUUAGAGAGGAAGAUAGGGAGAACACCAUGUACUUAUUCUUCAAAGGACAGUAUGAAUCGGGAGGAGGAACUGGUAAGAGUCUCAAAACAACCUUGAAAAUCAUGAUUUUCUUUAUUAAAAAUAAUGUCUAUGGACAAGCUGUAAGCAGCUCAGAUUAUGAUCACCUUUAAUUCCUACUGUAGAGCAUUACAAAGGUCAGGAGCUUGCAGAUGUUUGCAGUAUCUGUUUGUUUUGGAGGGUGAAGUAGUUCAUCCUUUGUGGAUCUGAACUUCAGAAAUACCUGUUGUGAUGUGUAAGGGUGCCUGUAGGUCAUUUUGGACUUGAGCAUAGGAGACACUAGCUAAAGUAUCUUCAUGUGAUUUUCAGAAAAAUAACUGGCAACUCACCAGUGUAUGUCUUCUGUUGGGCAGUGGAAGAAAUUAUUUUAAAUUUCUGUUGAGCAAUUCGGAUAUCAACACUGCAUGUGUAAAGAAGCUAUUACUGCCAUUACAGAAGCAGUACCACCUUUCAAUCUCCAGUAUUCAAUAAUAUAAAUCAUUAUUUUACUUUUCACUCAGCAUUUUGUUAAAAAUCUCGUAGUUUACCCACUGAUGGAUUAAUUUACUCUUUUUUUAAAAAUUCUAUUUUGUAGUAAGCCAGAAGCACUUUGCAUAAGCACUGUAAAUUUAAGCAUUCCAUAUGAAUCUUUGUGUGAAUGGAUCCAUAACAAAUACUUUCUCAAGUAGCUAAAAAUGCUAUUUUUGGUUAUUUUGAAAUCUUUAAGACAUUGGGAUGUUAUAUUAAUAUAUCCUUAGGGGAAAGACAUGAGACUAUCCUAUUAAAUCAGAUAUGCCUUGGUUUAGAUUACCUUAUCUUUUAAUACUGCAUUACUGCAAAAGCCAUUGGAAGCUAUUGUUUAUUAUCAAGAAGAACAUCUAUGAAAGGCCUGUAGAGUACUUGUUGGUUUUAGUGCCUUCUGCUGUAGUAAGGUCAAUGCCAGAUAUGAAGCUAUUUCAAAACUGACAAGGACAUUUUAGAAUUAUUAUUUUUCUUCCAGUUCCCUCAUUUCCUCAAGUAUAUUUUUUAUUCAUCUCUUUCAGGAUACUUUUGGUAUGGAGCCUAAAUUUAAAGAAACAUUUUUUCAUACAUUCAGAUAUUUUUCGAUAUCUUUCUCAGACUGAAAUGGUUUAUGAUAGAAAAGCUCCUUAAAUACAGGAGUUCAAUGAAGUGCCAAUUCUUUAUUAUAAGAAAAUAAGUAGUCAGGCAUCUGGCAAUUCUUCAAGUGUGUAACUCAAGUUUCAAAUCGUUCACAAACUGGAGAACUGCAGACAUUGUCUUAAUUUUAUGCUCCUUCAAUUUUAGUCCUUGAAUGUAAACAGCAUCAACUAUAUGUCAGUAAACGGGGAAAUGCAAAGUUUUCCCAUGAAAUCAGUCUUACUCGUUGAUGGUUUACGUAACAGAGGCUUCAUUUGAUUGCAUAUGUAUAUGCACCUGGAUAAAAUGUAGCUGUUUGUUUUUUAGUCUACAUUUGGGCUGUACCAGCUCUAUUAAGUCCUAAAUGUCUUAAAAAUAUCCUGAGUCUGUUGAAUGGUAAAACAGUUAGGUUUUGUUUGGGUUUUUUUUCCCAAGAACUGUUGAUUACUUUGUGAUGUUUACACGUUCUACGUAAGGUAGGAACUCUAUGUAAGGGGCAAUUGCAGUUGCUGCUAGUAAUAAGGGCACAAGCAAAUUAGGACGUUUACAUAAUGAAUUGAAGAGGUGUUGGUAGGAUGAGGGGUGAUACGGCAGCUUUGAGCUGUCAACACAGCAAAAAAGUAAAAAUCUCAAAUAAAAAGUGCAUUAUUAUUCUCUAAGACCAUCGGAGUGCCUCUAAAAGGAGAAAGUAGCUGUUAAAUGAUAAUGCAAUUAUGAUUCACUACUGUAUCUAAGCACAAUGUUUUUUAAUCUUUUACUGUUAACGCCAAUGCUACGAAUAAACGUUUUUUACCCUCUCA
This is a messenger RNA of Colius striatus (speckled mousebird), 3454 nucleotides long. RefSeq names its product alpha tocopherol transfer protein (gene TTPA). The transcript is spliced from 5 exons. Gene Ontology annotation, molecular function: phosphatidylinositol bisphosphate binding. Gene Ontology annotation, cellular component: membrane. The record is from RefSeq and is a predicted model, not a curated record. The coding region runs from base 37 to 873 and encodes 278 amino acids. NCBI's taxonomy places the organism in Eukaryota, Metazoa, Chordata, Aves, Coliiformes, Coliidae.